AUGUCCCUUACUGAUAGCAACAGUCCUCUAAAGCGCGAGGACGCGGUGAGCCUGGAAGACCUCGAUCACCUGUGUUCUCGCGUGCAGAGUGACCCGUGGAACCUGUCUACGUAUACCAAAGGCAUCUAUAUUGCGGCUCGCCUGAAGCACGAUAAGUAUCUGGAGUAUUUAAGGACUCAGUGUGUGAAGCACUGUGUGGUUGAGGACCGAUUUUGGCUGUCCUGGAUCGAGGACAAACGCCGUGACAGCAGCGACGAUGAGUUGAUAUCUAUGUACGAAUGUGCAGUCGACAAUGAGCCGUCUGCUGAGCUGUGGGUCGCGUACGUGCGUUUCGAACGCAAACGUGCUGCUAGCAGUGGCAAUUACGCUCGUACACGCACUUUGUUCGAGCGCGGUUUGAAGGCGGUAGGCCUGCACGCAUUGGAUGGGCCCCUUUUAUGGAGCGAAUACCGCCAAUUCGAGCAGGAACUGCUAGAGAAUUGCAACUCUUCCGACUAUGGAACCCAGCUGGAGCGUGUGCGUUCGCUUUUCUUCCGCCAGCUGGCACUGCCUCUUGCGGGUCUGGCCGACGUGCUGGACGAGUACCGCGUAUGGGAGUCUGAACUCCCCAAAGAACAUCGCAAACCUGUAACUGAAGGCGAAGCCAUUCACAAGCAGGGCUUCGACGCAUGGGAGCGUCGGAAGUUCUUCGAGCUUAAGGUGCAGUCGGAGUUCGACGAGAUGCUGAACCCCGGCAACAUGAAUAGCUUGUGGAACGACUACUUGAAUUUCGAGCUGAAAUGCGGCGACAACGACCGCAUAAGCAUAGUGUACCUACGAGCACUGGACGACCUCGGUUAUGAGCGUGACGACCUGUGGAUGCGUUUUUCGGCGCACGCCCUGGGCCUGAGCGAGAAGUUCGCCCUUUGGGUGUGCCAGCGUUCGUGCCGCCACAUGCCGCGUUCGGUUAACAUUUGGAUAAACUACAUGCAAAUCGUUUCGAGCAUCCCAUCUUCAAGUGCUGAGGAGUUAGUUGAGGUGUUCGACACUGCGGUUACUGCAAUCACCGACACCAGUGCGCUGAUCAGUCUGCACAUAACUGCGGCCGACUGCCUUCGUCGCCACUAUCCUGAAUCCGUCGAUGCAUUUCGUAGGAUCCUUUUGCGCCAGGAAGAUUUGCUUUCCAAGAUGGGUGACCUGACCUCCGACACCAAGGGCACGUACCGCCUGCUGACAUACUGGGGCCGUCAAGAGCUGCGCCUUCUGAUGACCCAGAAGGGUUCGCCGGAUAACUACCUCGAAGUUAUAAAGAAGUUGUUGCAGCGUUUCGUGAAUGACGGGCGUUGCUGGCUAUUUGUCAUAGAGGGCGUUAAGAGCCUGGAUGCUUGCGGCAAGUGCGAUGCCGACUUCAUGUCUUCACUGGUGGCUGCCGUCUGCGGCGUUAUCGCGCUUCAAGUGCCUCCCGAGUCGGAGGUUUCAAGCGCUCACGAAGUGAUAAUGUGGCUGUUCGACACGUCGAUUCGGUUCGUGACCGUCAGCGGGAUAUCGGAGUCGUACAUUGAUUACGCCCAGACAAGCGGCAACGUGGAGGACAUUAAGCGGGCACACAUGACCGUUGGUAACCAGGUACACAUCGCUGAGACACGUUGUACGGGCACGACUUUGAGCCUGCACAAUAUCAUAUUGCGUCGCGACCAUCGCCGUCGCCGACAAUCGGAGUCCUUUUCGGAAACGUCUUCUGACAGCGGCUGCUGUUCGCACCGCUUCAUCAAGAGCAGCUGUCGCGUGCGUCCAGAGGGUCACAGCGGACCCAUUCUGUCUCCAAAACUGUCAGUGCGUGAGGUUGAGUUUGCGACCCGCGCCACGUGGGACGGCACCGAGAGUGCCGACCCGUCCAUCGCACCUGCGGUACCUCCAAGUAUAACGAUGCCGCCUCCGCCCCCAUCAUCAUUCAUAUCGAAGUUUGGCACGCAAUUCGCCAUGUUGCCCGGCAGCGUGACCCCGCCUGACAGUUCCCCCGACCUUAAGUACGUCUCCCGUUGCGUCAGCUCCACGUCUUCAACGGGAAGCCUAUCGAUGCUUCCGCAGCCAAUGGUUUCGCCAUCCAGUGAUGGUUACCUGUCCAGCGUAAACAAGCGCCCUGCUGACGAGCUCGACGACAUCGGGAGUGUGGAUUCCGAGCGCUUCCGCAGGAUCCAGCUCCUACUUUCCAAUGAUAACGAGGCCUUGAAAACUUGGCUAUGUGACAGCGGUGAAAAUAACACGCUGUGGAUUUCCAGGGUGGAUGGCGAUCUGGACGAAUCGUUUAUCCGCUCCAUCUUUACACCCUCUAGGGGCUUCAAGUCUAUUCGUCUGCUUCCUUCCCGCGGUUCAUGCUACGUCGAAUUCGACAGCUACGAGAACGCUGUACAAGCGAAGGCAAUUGCGUCAGCGAGGGGUUUGGAUCGAGAGCCGUUCGAGUGCGAGGUGUCGAAGUCCUGCAACACGCUUUACGAGGACAAGGUUUUGUUCGUGAAGCGCAUAUCAGACAUCGUGGCUUUGAACAAGCCGAGGAUAACGCGCGUGUUGCGCCAGUUUUUUUGCGAGCUUGGCCACGAACCUGCGAACAUCCGAUUCCCCUCGAUCGGUUUCGACGGUGAGGACAGCCACAUGCGUGUGCCGAACUACUGCUACGUGGACUUCAAGGAAGAGGACAGUGCCCGCAGCAUCAUAAAUCGGAUACUGUCGCGCACGGGGACUUUGUCCUGUUCUUUGGGCGACGUAGCGUUCUACGUCUCGCCAUCUACCGCGAUGUUCCGGAAGCGGCACCGCGUGCGCGACUCGGGAAAGGAGAGCGACAGCGAUUGCAUGUGCAGCAGCGAGUGA
Molecule: messenger RNA, 2844 nt
Organism: Babesia ovata
Lineage: Eukaryota; Apicomplexa; Aconoidasida; Piroplasmida; Babesiidae
Product: RNA recognition motif domain-containing protein
Exons: 1
Coding region: 1-2844 (947 amino acids)
Biological process (GO): RNA processing
Molecular function (GO): RNA binding; protein binding
Source: RefSeq, a predicted model, not a curated record